CUGGCUGCGCACGUGGGGAGAGUACUACUUGCGGCUGUAGUACCACGCGCGCUCAGCCUUGCUUUAUGACUACUUUUGUACUGUUGUGUCUCGAGCCCAAUGCUGCCAGCUUUGGCGCGUUUGAGUCAUUUUUCUGAGCCAUCGCGCGGAAGAAGAAACAUUUUAUAAGCCAAAAGACCUGCUGAGAAUGAGUCCCGCAUAACUUCGGGUAUUGUUAUCUACCCCCUCCUUUCUUUCAUUUUCCCCUGUCCUGCGCUCUCCAAGUUGAGUCAUUGUACACAAGUAUGGUAGAUAAAGGCCCCUUGUUGACUUCUGCCAUUAUUUUUUACCUGUCCAUUGGGGCAGCAAUUUUUCAAGUCCUGGAGGAGCCAAAUUGGAAGCUGGUUGCAAAGCAGUAUAGUGCCAAGAAGGAUAAAAUACUUGAGGCGUAUCCCUGUCUGACGAAAGAUGAUUUGGACAGAAUAUUAGAGGUGGUGUCUGAUGCUGCAGGCCAAGGGAUCACCAUAACUGGCAGUAAGACCUUCAACAACUGGAACUGGCCAAAUGCUGUUAUCUUCGCUGCCACAGUUAUCACUACUAUCGGAUAUGGGAACAUUGCCCCCAAAACGUCAGCAGGCCGUGUAUUUUGCAUCUUCUAUGGGCUGUUUGGUGUGCCUUUGUGUCUUACCUGGAUCAGUGAGCUAGGAAAGUUCUUCGGUGGCAGAGCCAAGCACCUGGGCCAGUAUCUAACCAAGAAAGGAUUUUCACUGAGAAAGGCUCAAUUUACCUGCACAGCCAUUUUUCUCCUCUGGGGUGUGCUGGUCCAUUUAGUACUUCCACCUUUUGUAUUUAUGUCACAGGAGGGUUGGACAUACAUCGAAGGCUUGUACUUCUCAUUUGUCACUUUGACCACAAUUGGCUUUGGGGACUUGGUAGCAGGUGUGGAACCAAAUAAAGAAUACCCAACUCUGUACCGUUAUUUCGUGGAAGUGUGGAUUUAUCUGGGGUUGGCCUGGCUUUCUUUGUUCUUCAACUGGAAAGUCCGGAUGGUGAUUGAAGCUCACAAGGCACUGAAGAAACGCCGCAAGCUGCGCAAGCUAUCUCUCGAUGAACUCCGGCACUACAAAGAGUCUCACAAGGCUGCCCUUCGUUUGCCACCCACUCCUAAUGACGUUAACAUCUUCAGCUUCCUGUCCAAGAAGCAGGAAGGCUACAAUGACUUGAUAAAGCAGAUUGGCACCAAAAGAGAUGACAGAAAAACUGGCAGCUCUGGCAACACCGUUAAUAAAUCUAAAGAGAUUGGUCGAUCCAAGAGUUGCAAUGAUGCACCCAUGUUUAAUACGCACACUAUCCUUAGUCUGGACCGUUCACCACGCCAAAAGAGACGCUAUAGUUUCAGUGACCGCGUCACUGUUGCUUUUUCGAAGUCCAAGAACUAUCUCCUGGGCUCAGACAAUGGUUUGCUGCUAACAGAAGAUCAUGUAGAGGGUGACCUAGAACUAGAUCAGGACCAAAUGUAUGAGAACCAACUUGACAAGGACGUCGACCUCGAGAACCGAGGCAUGAGAGAAUGUGGAACGGGUGGUCGAAGGACAUGGGACUCUAAAGAGUACCAUCCCCUAACAUUCCAAAAUGCAAACAUUACUUUUAUUGAUGAGGAAAACUUUCUCAGCAACAACUUGGAGGAGGAGGAUGACUACGACGAUGAUGAUUCUAAAGCAAAACUAUCUAUUACUACAUGUGAUGAAAACAUUGAAACAAACUCCAAGGAGGAGCAGAGUUCUGAAUCUGAAGGGUCUGUGUUCACUAGUGAUGGUUCAGAACAAAGCCACUCCUAUGAGAAACUUGUAGAGGAAUAUGCAAAGGAAGAAAAUACAGAAUCAUGAGAUAUUAACAUAGUUCCUAACUAUUAAGUCAAUACAGUCAACACAUCUUCCUGGUCAUCUGUUGUUGACUUGGUUGGCAAUGAAGUAUAUGUAUUCUAAUGUGAACUAUUUCAAAUGAUAUCAAAUCUUCCAUUGCACUUUGGGGGUCUGAUAAUGAGACUGCAAAGCCAAGAGGAAAUUUCAAAUCCAUGUUUUCUUGAAAAUACACAUAAUUUUGACUACUUUUAAAAGUUGAGCUUCCUGUAAACUCUUGAAAAAAUGAUGUCCAACAUCUUAAUGAAUAUGGACUACAGAGCAUGACGGGUAACCUCGUGAGUAUUUAACAUCUGGUCUAUUUGUCUUUUACACGGUUUGAAAAACGAUAUGCAACACAUUUUAUUGCAAUGUUUAAACCAAGAACUAUUUUCGAUGAGUACUUUUUUCAACUCAUAGGCUGAUAAGAAAUUAUAAGUGGAAAUGUAUUUGAUUUCCCAUAGUUUCUUCUAUGCAUAUUCACCAUAUUGGUGUUUUAAUAGUAUUUAUUAAAAUGAAGG
Messenger RNA from Xiphias gladius (swordfish), 2398 nucleotides. RefSeq names its product potassium channel, subfamily K, member 5a (gene kcnk5a). The record is from RefSeq and is a predicted model, not a curated record. Lineage: Eukaryota; Metazoa; Chordata; Actinopteri; Istiophoriformes; Xiphiidae. Gene Ontology annotation, molecular function: potassium ion leak channel activity. Gene Ontology annotation, cellular component: membrane. Bases 285 to 1865 code for a protein of 526 amino acids. The transcript has 5 exons. Gene Ontology annotation, biological process: stabilization of membrane potential; potassium ion transmembrane transport.